Aspergillus neoniger CBS 115656 is the source of this 1000-nucleotide messenger RNA. RefSeq names its product DUF1445 domain protein. The transcript has 2 exons. Lineage: Eukaryota; Fungi; Ascomycota; Eurotiomycetes; Eurotiales; Aspergillaceae. Gene Ontology annotation, biological process: glutamate metabolic process. Gene Ontology annotation, molecular function: D-glutamate cyclase activity. The record is from RefSeq and is a predicted model, not a curated record. Bases 24 to 932 code for a protein of 302 amino acids.
CAAGAAUUCAUACAGCAACCCAAAUGACCAUCACCACCCAGACACCGGAAACCCUAAGCAGCCAGGACACGCGGUUUCUGGCCCGCCAAAACACCAUCACCAACACAGCCGGCUACUCCGGGGACAACCUGCAAGCCAACCUUCUCAUUCUGCCUGAGGAAUACAGCCAGGACUUCCAUAAUCUCUGCCUCCGCAACCCCGUAGCCUGCCCACUGUUAGGAAUCAGCAGCAUCCCGGGAAACCCCCACAAAAUCUCCCCAACGCCAUGCAUCCGUAACAGCGACUUUGACAUCCGCACCGACUGUCCUGCAUACCGAGUAUACAAGAAAGGGAAAUGCAUCGCGGCCAACAAACGCGACCUGCUGGACCUAUGGUCCACGAAUGAUGAUGAAGAACAACAAAGUUCAGAAAACUACACAGCCUUCCUCCUAGGCUGCUCCUACAGCUUCGAAGCCGCUCUCUGCAAUGCCACCCCGCCUCUAACCCCACGACACCAAGUAACCAACACCCUCGUGCCAAUGUAUCGCACCUCGCUACCUCUCUCGCCUGCAGGGAUCUUCACCAACGCAACAUGCACCGUGUCUAUGCGCCCAUACCACGAAUCAGAGGUCGAGCGGGUGCGGAACAUCACGCGCCCGUAUCUGGCCACGCACGGGGAGCCGAUUGCUUGGGGCUGGGAUGCGGUGAAGCGCUUGGGCAUUCGGGAUAUUCACGAUCCGGAUUUUGGGGAUAAGGUUGAGUUUGGGGAGGGGGAGGUGCCUGUCUUUUGGGCGUGUGGAGUGACGCCACAGAUGGCGGUCGAGGCGGCCGGGGAGAAGAUUGAUGGGUUGGUAUUUGCGCAUGAGCCAGGGCAUAUGCUGGUUACGGAUUGGGUGGUGGAGGAUUUGGAGAGGUUGAAGGGGGGGAUCGCGGCUUUCCGAGCAAAGAUUUGAUGGUACUCUACAUACACGAUAGAAAGAGCUGUUAUGAAGCGGGCAGCGUCUUGGAUACUAGAACAAUG